UUUCUCGCCAUUUGGUCGCUGCCCUCCACCUUCUCUCUCUCUCUCUCUCUCUCUAUAUAUAUAUAUAUAUUUAGCAACCCCCACCCCCACCCCCCUCCUCUCUUCAUUCUUCUUCACCCUGCUAAAACCCUUCAUCCAAUUCGCUGUAAAUUGAGAAUUAGGGGUGUUAGUUUAACAAGAACUUAAUUGUGUAGAUUGAGAAGAAUAAGAGGAUGGGUAGAGGGAAGAUUGAUAUAAAAUUGAUUGAGAAUAUAAACAACAGGCAAGUCACCUUCUCCAAACGCCGUGGCGGCUUGGUCAAGAAGGCAAGAGAGCUUUCUAUUCUAUGUGACGCUGAGGUCGCCGUCAUCGUCUUCUCCAGUACUGGCAAGCUUUUCGAGUUCUCUAGCAAAAGCAUGGAGCAAACACUUUCGAGGUAUAACAAACGUAUAAAGUCUUCAGGAAUGCCCCUUGUAGAAAAGAAGCCAAAGAAUCAGCAGCUAGAACACACGGAGGUGGAGGUUCUGAGUGAUGAAAUCUCAAAGCUUAAAUCAAAGCAGUUGCUAUUGUUGGGUAAGGAUCUUAAAGGUAUGGGCUUGAAUGAAUUACGGGAACUUGAGCAUCAACUGCAUGAAGGACUGGUGGGCAUAAAGAGUAGAAAGGAUCAAAUACUGAUGGAACAACUAGAGCACUCACGGAAACAGGAAGAGCUGGCUUUGCUGGAGAAUGAUCAACUGCGCAAAGAGAUAGAAGGAUUUCGAGGAUUUUAUUAUCCAUUAAGUGCUACUGUGCCAGCACCAUGCAUCGAAUUCUACCCUACUGAAAACAAUGUUUCCUCUGGAAAAGACGGUGUUGAGAGCCAGGACGACAUAGGGAGCGAUGGUGGGUUCGAGAAUGAGAAUUCUGAUACCACCUUGCAGUUGGGGCUUGCCACGGGUGGUUGUCAAAAGAGGAAGACGCCUGAACCCGAAACUCAUUCCACCAGUUCCGGGAGUCAUUUGGAAUUAAAGUGAUCAGCUUUCUUUCUGGUUUCUUCGUUUCUUCGUUUCUUCCCCAUUUUGCUACAGGCUUAAAGCUAGCCCGGGGAAGCGAAGUUGAUUUAGCGGAACAAUUUAUCGUGAAGAUCCAAGAAUGGGAAGAAAAAUAGUGUUUUAAUUUAGAUAAGUUGAGCAGGAAGGCAGUUUUCUGUUUUUGUACAUAGCUUUCUUCAACAGGGCUUUUGUGAAAUGUAGAAAAUCCAGUUUUCCUCAGCUGCUGCUGCAACUCUUUUUACUGCUUAAUGAAUUAGGUAAAUAUUAUUGGUAAUAGUUUAUUGUCACUUGGUA
This is a messenger RNA of Ipomoea nil (Japanese morning glory), 1304 nucleotides long. RefSeq names its product MADS-box transcription factor 23-like. The transcript has 9 exons. Gene Ontology annotation, cellular component: nucleus. NCBI's taxonomy places the organism in Eukaryota, Viridiplantae, Streptophyta, Magnoliopsida, Solanales, Convolvulaceae. Bases 213 to 992 code for a protein of 259 amino acids. The record is from RefSeq and is a predicted model, not a curated record. Gene Ontology annotation, molecular function: RNA polymerase II cis-regulatory region sequence-specific DNA binding; DNA-binding transcription factor activity, RNA polymerase II-specific; protein dimerization activity. Gene Ontology annotation, biological process: positive regulation of transcription by RNA polymerase II.